Molecule: messenger RNA, 1635 nt
Organism: Kwoniella shivajii
Lineage: Eukaryota; Fungi; Basidiomycota; Tremellomycetes; Tremellales; Cryptococcaceae
Exons: 9
Coding region: 1-1635 (544 amino acids)
Biological process (GO): transmembrane transport
Cellular component (GO): membrane
Molecular function (GO): transmembrane transporter activity
Source: RefSeq, a predicted model, not a curated record
AUGUCUUCAUCCCCGAUACCACCACGAAUAUCCUCGUCAUUAUCAUCCAGCAAUCGCACUCAAACAUCCAAUCGAGAUGAGUGCCUCUCACCAAGCAAUAACACUCCGUCCAGUGAGAACGUUGGUUCUUCUUCGCAACCACAUUUCUUGGACGGUAAGUCGAUACUGUUUCAAAUCAUGUUCGUGUCAAUCACUUGUGCAACACAAUUGAUUGCUCAAGGUCAAUUCGGGAUGCUCAUUAUACCGUUGAACGACCUUGGCCCUUGGCUUGGAACGGAUAACGCGGGUGAAAUGAGCUGGAUGGCUGCUAGUUAUGGACUGACAUUGGGUAUAACGGUCGUUAUCAGUGGUAGGGUAGGAGAUAUGUUUGGCCCAAAAUUAGUCUGGUCGAUAGGAUGUAUGUUCGUCAUCACGUCAAAUAUAGGUUCAGGAUUUUGUAAAUCACCUAUACCAUUUGAUAUAACGAGGGCUUUAGCAGGUAUAGGUUCUGCUUUAUCAUUACCGAACGCACUUGCGAUUUUGGGAAGGACCUAUCCACCUGGAAAAAUGAGGAACAUAGUUUUCGCGAUACUCGGAGCUUUGGCUCCUGCCGGUUUCCUCAUUGCAGGUACGAUGGCUGCUAUUUUUACUGUUCUAGUAGAUGUUAGAUGGAUAUGGUGGUUCACAGCAAUAUUCACAUUUGUAUUUCUAAUUAGUGGAUUAUUGAUCUUACCAUCUGAUCAACAUACCUCAUCUAAAUCUUCAUCCACAUCUUCAUCCCUAUCUAAUCAAUCACGUCAAUUCGAUUAUAUUGGGACUAUUUUAUUGAUAUUAGCAAUGGGAUUAUUCAAUUUCGUUUGGAACCAAUCUUCUUUAGUUGGCUGGGAAAAACCUUACGUAUAUAUUUUACUGAUCAUUUCAAUAAUCUCAUUUAUAUUAUUUUUCAUAUGGGAAAAAAGGAUUGGUAAGAAAGCUUUGAUACCAAUAGAAGUUUUAGAUAAACAGAAUUUAUUGGUUUAUUUGACUUUAUGGCUUGGCUGGAUGAGUUUCGGUAGUUUCUUAUUAUACACUAUGCUCUUUAUAUAUAACAUAAGAGGGCAUCAUAAUGCUUUGACCAUAGCAGCUCAAUUCACUCCUUUAGCACCGGGAGGAAUCGCCGCUGCUCUACUUGUUCCAUUAUUGAUACAUCGAUUUGCGGGACAUCAUAUAUUCUUAAUAGCUAUGAUUGCAUUUUUCAUCGGUGAUUUGUUCGCUGCUUUGGCACCUAAAGAUCAGAUGUAUUGGGGUUUGACUUUUUGGAGUAUGAUAGUGGUUGUUUUUGGUCCUGAUCUCAGUUUCAGUACUGGUCAAUUAAUAGUCAGUAAUUCAGUAGAACAUGAAUUUCAAGGUAUAGCAGCUGGUAUAGUCAGUAUGAUAACGAACUAUUCUCUAUCCAUCGGAUUAGGAUUAGCAGGUACGAUAGAGAGAUAUGUUCGAGGUUCAGGUGAAUCACAAGAUGAUUUGUUGAGAGGAUAUAGAGCAGCGUUAUGGUUAUCGACUGGAUUAGCUGGAUUAGCAGUCGUCGUAGUAGCUGCAUUUGUUAGGAUGCCUAAACAGCUUCACGGGCAUGAAGACCGAAAAAGUAAAGAGAAGAGAGUGGAAGAAGGUGAAGCGUAG